AUGUCUCAGACUCGAAUCUUGUUGACUGGAGCAACCGGUUAUAUCGGUGGAUCCGUUCUCGCAACACUGAAAAGUAGUCAGCACGAGAACAUUCAGAAUGCCCAAAUUGAUGUCCUGCUUCGUGGGGAGGAGCGAGGUGCCUUGUUCGACUCUUUUGGUGUUCAAGUCAUCCCAUUCCAAAGCCUGGACGAGACAGACUUUAUCAGAAAGCUGUCAAGCGACUAUGAUGUCAUUAUCAACACCGCAUCGGCGUUCCAUACCGAGUCAGCCAAAGCCAUGAUCUCAGGACUUGGUGAUAGACAGUCUAAGACAGGCCAGAAGACCCAUUUCAUCCAUACAUCCGGAACAUCUAGCAUCGGCGAUCAUCCCAUCAGCAAAACCUACAUCGAGACCAACGAACUCCACGACGACGAGAACAUCUACGAAUACCAAAGAACCCGCGAAGCCAACGAAGCCUACAAACAACGAACAACCGACCUCGCAGUCUUCAACACCGGACUCGAAACCGGCGUCAAAACAACCAUAAUAAUGGCCCCAACAAUCUUCGGCAUUGGCACAGGCCCAGCAAAGAAACUCUCAAUCCAAAUCCCAACCCUAAUCCGACGCUCUCUGGAGUAUAACCAGGCAGUGGUUAUCGGCGAUGGAGCAGGUGAAUGGGAUCAUAUCCAUAUAUCCGAUCUAACCUCGCUCUUUGAGCUAGCCUUGUUCAAGGUCCUGAAUGGGGAAGAUGUUCCAUAUGGGAAAGAGGGCGUAUUAUUUGCUGAAACAGGCCGACACACUUGGCUUGACAUCUCGAAGGCCAUUGCAUCAGUAGGACAGGAAUUGAAAGCCCUUGACACAGAAGGUGUCCGCAUUGUCUCGUUGGACGAAGCAACAGCCUGGUCUGUGAAUGGGAGUCGGCAAGUGAGGGAGUUGGGAUUUGCUUCGAAGUAA
This is a messenger RNA of Penicillium arizonense, 933 nucleotides long. Its product is annotated as NAD-dependent epimerase/dehydratase family protein. Lineage: Eukaryota; Fungi; Ascomycota; Eurotiomycetes; Eurotiales; Aspergillaceae. The transcript is spliced from 4 exons. Bases 1 to 933 code for a protein of 310 amino acids. The record is from RefSeq and is a predicted model, not a curated record.